Molecule: messenger RNA, 1533 nt
Organism: Aspergillus ochraceoroseus IBT 24754
Lineage: Eukaryota; Fungi; Ascomycota; Eurotiomycetes; Eurotiales; Aspergillaceae
Product: putative MFS transporter
Exons: 3
Coding region: 1-1533 (510 amino acids)
Biological process (GO): transmembrane transport
Cellular component (GO): membrane
Molecular function (GO): transmembrane transporter activity
Source: RefSeq, a predicted model, not a curated record
AUGGAUUACAAGCUGUCUCCUCCCUCAUUGACCCCUGUCGAUACCCCCAAGUCUGCGGGGAAAGAUUCCCUGCCCGAAGAGGACCCUAACAAGAGUGAUCGCUAUGCUCCCGGAGUGGUCGAGAGUGUCGCCCAUGUCGUCGACCAUAAGGCUGAAAGGGCGCUGUGUCGUCGGUUCGAUUUACGAUUGCUGCCCGUAUUGGCUGUAAUGUAUCUCUUCAACGCCUUGGAUAAGGGAAAUCUCGGUAACGCUGAGACCGGCGGAAUGAGCAACGACUUACACUUCAAACCAAAUCAGUACAACUUGUUACUUUCCAUUUUCUUCAUUCCUUAUGUUCUGUUUGCUCCCCCCAUCGCUAUGCUCGGCAAGCGCUUUAGCCCAGCUCGCGUGCUGCCUAUAGUGAUGUUUUGCUUUGGGUCUUUCACUCUGCUUUCAUCUGCCACUAAGAACUUUAGCGGCAUGUUUGCCCUGCGCUGGUUCCUCGGUACAGCAGAGUCUGCUUUCUUCCCCUUGGUCAUCUACUACCUGACCACUUUCUAUCGUCGCACCGAGUUGGCCCGUCGCCUAGCGCUCUUCUACGCAGCCUCCAAUAUCGCCAACGCUUUCUCCGGUCUGAUCGCUUUUGGCGUUUUCCAGCUUAAGAACACGCCGUUGUCUCCAUGGCGCUACCUGUUUAUCAUCGAGGGUAGUGCUACUGUGUGCGUUGCUAUCUUCGCCUUCUGGUAUCUUCCGCGUAGCGCCGCGGAAGCCAAAUUUCUGUCGACCGACGAGAAAGCUCUCGCAUUUCACCGUGUCCAGGUCGACUCUAGCGCUGUUGUCAAUGAGAAGUUCAAUCUUCGCGAUGCUCUUAAGAUUUUUUGUCACCCCUCCACGUAUUUUUUCCUCUCAAUCGAAAUCUGCCUUGGUGUGCCCAUGCAGGGUGUGAGCCUCUUCAUGCCUCAAAUUAUCCAACGCUUAGGCUACUCAACGGUCAAAACAAACCUGUACACAGUUGCACCCAAUUGUACCGGUGCUGUGAUGCUGCUCAUACUUGCCUUCAGCUCUGAUGCAGUCCGGCUUCGAUCCCCAUUCAUCGUCCUCGGGUUCCUGUUCACUUUCACCGGCUUCAUGAUCUACGCCUCCAUCGACGAUGUUCGGGGUAAGAUCCAGCUCGCUUAUUUUGCCUGCUUCAUGAUGACCUGGGGUACUGCUGCUCCAUCUGUGCUGCUCAGUACAUGGUACAACAACAACGUUGCCCAUGAAGGACGUCGUGUCCUCCUAACCAGUAUCGGCGUUCCCUUGGCUAAUCUCAUGGGUCUGGUCGCUAGCAACGUCUUUCGUGAGCAGGACAAGCCCAAGUACAUGCCAGCAUUAAUUACUGUGGGUGCAUUUGGAGGUGCCGGCGCUGUCCUUGCUGGCUCAUUAGGCGCCUAUAUGUUUUUCGACAAUAAACGACGCAAUCACCGCGAUGGCGUCAACCUUCGUGCCUAUGACAUCCCAACAGAGCGUUUGCAGGAUGGCCCUGCAUCGCCUGGGUUUCGUUGGUUUUUGUAG